AUGGCUCCUAUUACUGCUAGGAGCGACAGUGAUGACGGCAAUAUCACAGUCGCCUCCUAUGUCCUCGGCACGAUUGGCACCGUCCUCUGGUGCAUCCAGCUAAUACCCCAGAUCUGGUAUAAUUGGCGACAGAAAAAAACCGAUGGGUUUCCGCCUUUGAUGAUGCUUCUGUGGGCUUCUUGUGCCGUACCAAUGGGCGCUUAUAUGAUCUUGCAAACAACGUCAUUAGUUGUGGCUACGGCGGUGUUGUUCGGUGGGAUUGAGACGUUGUUGGUUCUUACUUUGAGGAUACCAUAUAAUAAGGGUGUGACCUGGCCGGACCUGGUGGUUGGUGUUGUUGCGGCAAUUUUACUAGCAUCUGGGCUUUUGCCGCCGUAUUAUGAGUUGUGGAAGAGAGAUGGCCGUGUAAUUGGGUUCAGUGAGUUUUCAGUUCUGCCCAGGGAUCAUUCGAUAUACUUGGAGGCAUCAUGUACAUACUCGUCGACGUUCAAAGUUGUGGACUGGCUGACCCGGGUGAGUGGCAUCAAUAGGGUCGUCCUCGAGGCAGGAAUCUAUGCAAGCCAUAUCAUCUGGCGGAUUCGGUACCGCGCAGUCCGCAAGGAAGCCAGGGCAUCUGGCAAAAGUAUCGAUGAAGUGCUGGAGGAGCAAAAUAGGGUCCAAACGAACCAGGAAACCAAGAAGGAUGGGAUCAUUUCUCAUCACCGUGGGAACAGCAGCCAUGUGCAGCAGCAGCAACAGCAGCAACAGCAACAGCAACAGCAAUCGGGGCCGAAAGUAACGCAAACCAUUUCGGAGGCAAAUGCUGCCGGUGCCUGA
Molecule: messenger RNA, 816 nt
Organism: Aspergillus niger
Lineage: Eukaryota; Fungi; Ascomycota; Eurotiomycetes; Eurotiales; Aspergillaceae
Exons: 6
Coding region: 1-816 (271 amino acids)
Source: RefSeq, a predicted model, not a curated record